CUCUUUCUUUAUUCGUCAAUAGAAGAAGAAGAUCGAACGAAGGCUCCUUCCGUUAUUCCAUUCAGCGAUUCCAUGGUGGCGAGAGGCGUGCCGGCAAUGGCGGCGGUGGCCGUUGCCGCCCUUGACUUGACGGAAUCCUCCAACUGGUGGCGGGACAUCAACCGCUCCCCGCUCUGGCAGGAUCGCAUUUUCCACCUCCUCGCCAUCCUCUACGGAAUCGUCGCCGCCGUCGCUCUCGUUCAAUUAGUGCGAAUACAAUUGAGAGUGCCGGAAUAUGGUUGGACCACGCAGAAGGUCUUUCACUUUCUCAAUUUCAUUGUGAAUGGGGUUAGGUGUUUUGUUUUUGUCUUCCGUCGGGAUGUGCAGAAGUUGCAGCCAGAGAUUGUCCAACAUAUCUUACUUGACAUGCCUAGUCUUGCUUUCUUUACAACUUAUGCACUGUUGGUACUGUUCUGGGCUGAGAUUUAUUACCAGGCACGCGCAGUAUCUACUGAUGGUCUCAGACCAAGUUUCUAUACGAUUAAUGCUGUGGUUUAUGUUAUUCAGAUUACUUUAUGGUUGAUAUUAUGGUGGAAACCUAUCAGCGUGCUAGUCAUCCUGUCUAAGAUGUUCUUUGCAGGGGUUUCUUUGUUUGCAGCCCUUGGCUUUCUUCUCUACGGUGGAAGACUAUUCUUGAUGCUGCAACGCUUUCCUGUGGAAUCCAAAGGUCGACGCAAGAAGCUACAAGAGGUUGGCUAUGUGACUACCAUAUGCUUUUCAUGCUUCCUUAUCAGAUGUGUUAUGAUGUGCUUUAAUGCAUUUGAUAAAGCCGCCGACCUUGAUGUCUUGGACCAUCCCAUUCUGAAUUUUAUAUAUUACCUGUUUGUGGAAAUAUUGCCUUCUACUUUGGUCCUUUUCAUUUUGAGGAAGCUUCCUCCCAAGCGUGGUAUCACACAAUAUCACCCAAUACGCUGAAAAGACUAGCAUAUGGAGAAAAUUUAGUCAGGAUUUCGUUGGUGGUUCUCUGCUUUCUUUGAUGUUUCUCACACCACCCUAAAAGGAUAAUUUCUAGAGGACAGAGAAGUCAGUCUUUCUUCUGUUGGCAAAGCUAAUAUCAUUGUUUUAAAGUUCUCCUAAGGUUUGUGUAGGUUUUGAAACGUGACAUUUUAUGGAUUGUCAAACACGUUGGCUUGUGUUAUAUAAGUGAUAUUGCAUUGUCUCUAGGAAAAUGUGGUUGCUGUUCAGGUUCUGCAAUUCAACACGAUGAGCAAACCUUUUUUGGGAGAAAAGGACACUGAUAUAUUGUAAAAUAGUUUCUUAAGUCUUGUAACUGCUACUAGUUGGUGAAAUGAAAUGUACUGUUCCUUUUCAGUCA
Messenger RNA from Glycine soja, 1354 nucleotides. RefSeq names its product protein TOM THREE HOMOLOG 1. NCBI's taxonomy places the organism in Eukaryota, Viridiplantae, Streptophyta, Magnoliopsida, Fabales, Fabaceae. The coding region runs from base 73 to 954 and encodes 293 amino acids. The transcript has 11 exons. The record is from RefSeq and is a predicted model, not a curated record.